CAACGGUGCUUCCGGUAGUGCGUGCAGUUUGAAGGAGUGAAAAUAAUCGACUAGUGUGCAGUUUUCUAGCAUUAACUUCAGGUUUUCUGUAUAUUGGCAUUGCCCUUAUUUUUUUUUAUUUGGGGGAGUAUCCACGUCGUGCGUGGAGGAGGGAUGGAAAAUUUCAUUCUUUACGAAGAAAUUGGACGAGGAAGCAAGUCUGUUGUGUACAAGGGGAGGAGGAAGGGAAGCAUUAAUUUUGUUGCCAUCAUUUGCAGCGACAAAUCAAAGAGGGCUGAAAUCACUAACCACGUACGUCUUACCCAUGACAUAAAGCAUGAAAAUGUAGUUUCCUUUCAUGAGUGGUACGAAACCAGCAACCACCUCUGGCUUGUGGUUGAGCUGUGUACAGGGGGAUCCUUAGAAGCAGUGAUUAGUCAGGAUGAAUGUCUGGAAGAAGAUGUUGUGUGGGAGUUUGGGAUCGAUUUAGUGAAAGGCCUGAAACACAUCCAUGAGCUUGGCAUCGUCUUCUGUGACAUCACCCCUGCAAAGAUACUGUUGGAUGGACCGGGAACGCUGAAGUAUUCUAAUUUCUACUUGUCUAAAGCAGAAGGAGAAAACCUUGAGGAGUUCUUUGCUUUAGUUGUGUCUGAGGAAGGUGGUGGAGAUGGUGGAGAAAGCACACCAAGAAGAAACAUCAAGAACAGAAUUCAAGGAUCUCCAAUGUAUGCAGCUCCAGAAGUUGUGAAGGGCGGAGAUUCAGGCAUUGCUAGUGAUUUCUGGGCCUUGGGGUGCAUAUUUUAUGAGAUGUUUUCAGGAAAGCCUCCGUUCUUGUCUGAAAGCUUUUCAGAGCUGGUUGAGCUGAUUUUACAUGAAGAUCCACCACCCCUUCGAACAAAGGGUGUGACCCUCCCCAAACCUACCCGCGAGUUUCAGAGUCUGUUAGAUGGUUUGCUUCAGAAAGAUCCCAGUAAAAGGCUAAAUUGGUCAGAUUUGCUGAAACACCCGUUCUGGAAAGGAGCUUUUAUCAGGGGCCAAGACAGUUCUGUGCAAGAUCCAUCCCUUUGCUCAAGCAGCACCACAGAAGGCAGUGGAAGCUUUCUCCCCUGCAGAGUGUUACCUGAGAGCCCUGCUGAUGUCCCUUUACAGGGAUCAAGAGUAGGCCUGGACAGCAGCCAGCUGUUAAACAAGUCCUACACAUUAGAUAAUAUGGCUGAAUUCAGACCAAAGAGUGGUCUUGACAGAGAUGCCAGUGAAUCCAUUUUUCUUCUCAGUUCACGUCCAACACCAAGAACAAGCAUUGCAGUGGAAGAUUCUGUGCAGAAGGCAACCAAAUUGCAGAAUAGUGUGUCUGAUACCAACUUGAAUGAUCUUAAUUCCAGAAUUAAGGAGUUAAUAUAUACUGACUCUGACCUUGUUGUGACUCCAAUCAUUGACAAUCCUAAGAUAUUGAAACCAGUUCCUGUGAGGUUUGACGCGAAGACGUUGAGUGUCCAUGCUUAUUCAGCCGAGAAGCUGGCGUCUCUGAGUGAUAAGGAGUGGGGCAGCUUCCUGCAACAGCUGUCCUCGUCUCUGGAAUCUGGCGAUAGGAACGCUGGAGCUCCCCGGACCAAACUGAACCUGCUCUGCUAUCUUUGUACUGUGUCUGGUCAUAAGGAAGUAGCCACGAGGUUACUAAACUCUCAGCUGUUCCCAUUGUUAAACCAGCAGCUGCGCACAGCUCCUAACUGGGAUGUGCGUGCCAAGGUAAUCCGUGUUAUUGGGCUACUGUCCUCCCACUCAGUGCAGCUGAAUGAAGACGUGCCUGUUUCAGAAACAGUUGCUGUGUUCACUGAGCUGAUCAGAGAAAACUUUAGAAACAGCAAGCUGAAGCAGUGUUUACUUCCUUCACUGGGGGAACUCCUCUGCCUUAUUAUAAACCAGGAGGAGAAGAAAGAGCACUCCAGAGACUGCUGGGCCAUUCCUUCAGCCGCCUACACUGUGCUAAUGAGGUGCCUUCGGGAAGGGGAGGAGCCAGUUGUCAAUCACAUGGCAGCAAAAAUUGUGGAAAAUGUGUGCACCACAGUCUCCUGCCACUCACAAGGCCUCAUCACUGGAGAGAUAGGGCCCAUGCUCUGGUACCUCUUCACACACUCCACUGUGGAUUCCUUGAGAGUCACUGCCAUUUCGGCUUUGUGCCGGAUAACGCGUCACUCUGCCAGCGCUUUUCAAAGCGUUAUUGACAAAGUGGGCCUGCCAGCUGUAUUGAGCACCCUGGUGUCUGGAAUCAGCCGUGUUCAGCAGUAUAUGCUCACCAUGUUCACCGCAAUGCUGUCGUCUGGGGUCCACUUGCAGAGAUUGGUUCAGGAGAAGGACUUUGUCAUGAAGAUCAUCCGAUCCUUAGAGAGUCCUUCGGCAGUCAUACGUGCAAAGGCUUUCCUGGUGCUUUUACAGGUUCUGAUGAACAACAGGGAGAUGCUGCUGUUGUGCUGUAAUUCCAGACUGGUGAUGUACAUUGAAAGAGACAGCAGAAAGGCCACGCCAGGGAAGGAACAACAAAGCAGCAAUGAAUACCUGUCAAAAUGCCUGGACCUGCUCAUCCGUCACAUUGUGCAGGAGCUGCCAGCGGUUCUAGGGGAUGUCCUUUCUGCAUUAGCGAAUAUUUCAGGCCGAAAGCAUCCAUCAACUGUACAAGCAAAACAGUUAAAGCAGUGUCUUCCCAUGAUGGGUGUAGUACUUCAUCUUCUGACAUCACAGAUAUUUAGGCCACAGGUUGCAAAAGAGGAGUUUCUGUUCAACUUUGGGACACUUUUGCAUCAUCUCAAGUCCAUAGACUCCUGUGAGACCAGCUUGGAUAGUGCAGUAGGACAAGCAGCCUCAGAAGAUCUGUUCAGGAGCACCCUGUCAGCACUCGAAGCAGUGACACAGCACCCAGCACUGCUGACGCAGUACCAUUCGACUGUUGUGGACUCCAUCCUCCCGCCUUUGGCUUCGCUCGCGGUCAGCAGAAACGCGGAGUGGCGGGUCUGCAGCUUGCGGGUGCUGUCGGAGAUAACGCUGCUGCUGGUGAACCAUGAGGCUGUGGAAAAAGGCGAGACUCUCAACUCCAACAGCAGACUGCUGGCUCUCAUUACAGAGGCCUUGUUUCCACAGUAUGAAACGCUCCUUCUGGAGCCAGAUCCGAUCCCAGUGUACGCUCUGAAACUGCUCGUAGCUUUAACUGAGCAUAGCCCCGCUCUCAACAGGCUCAUUGAAGAAAGCAGUCUCUUACCUGUCAUCUUUCAAGUCAUUUUGGAUCACCAGGACAAUGUACUUGGUGGUACAAUGCAGAAUGCGGUGGCGCUUUUGAAUAACCUGGUUGGUCAUCAAGAAACAGAUGUUCAUCUGCUGUAUAAGGAAGGUCUGGUAGAACUUAUCUGUAAUGUUUUCAUUGAGACAGCAGUUCUCCACAUGGAGUGUGACGAUAAGCACAGCAUGAAGAAUGGAAACAAUCUUCUGCUCUCAUUACUUGAUAUUUUACACAGUAUGCUGAGAUACACUUCCAGUGUUGUACGAAUGGCUCUGCAGGCUCAGAAAUCGGACACAGGAGGGGACACCCAGGCUGCAGAGGACCUCCUGCUUAUCAAUAAGCCCCUGACGGACUUAAUUAGCCUGCUCAUUCAGCUGCUGCCAAGUGGUGACCUUGAGGUAUACGAGGGUGUGAUUCAGUGCCUCUCUCUAUUAGUUCAGCUGUACGGAGGAGACAACCCUGAUAGCAUGUCCCCAGAAAGCAUUCACAGCUUCACAGAGACGUUAAAGACACAGCAGGACCCAAAACAACAGAAGCUACUCCUCAGGAUUAUUAAGCGUUUGAUCACUUCAAACGAGAAACACUUGCAGUGCCUUAAGGAGGGGGCUGAUCUUGUCCACACUCUCCAAAAAAUGUCCCAGGCUGCCAGAUCCCAUGCAGAUGCUGCUGUUGUUGCACUUGCUACUGAAAUCCUGAAAGUCAUUGGGCACUGAUGCUCAGAUGUAAAGAAGCAGGACUCGGGCCUAGAUUUGAGUAGUGUUUUUCAGUUAUCUUUUAAUAAAGAUUCAUGCUGUACAGUUAACUUAUUCAUGUUUGAACUAGAAAUAGGAUUUAUAUAUUUUGUGCUUUAGAAAUUUUAUAAGUAUUUGUUGAAACAUUACUUUCUGGUAGGGUCAUCUAGACUCUGGCUCCUGGGCCUUCAUUUCCCAGUACUCCAGUAAGCAUGGCAGUGGAAAGGAGAGGCAGAGCACCCAACUGGUUUCUCCAUCAUUUAAAACUAAACCAACACCUGUGUUCUGAUUGCUGCCACAUGUGUGCUUGGACAGGUGACAGAUUCAAUUAACUUCCCUGCUCUCUUCACCAGGUGCCAUUAUCUAGUGAUACACCCCCUUUCUGGUCACUUCUUGUAUUACUUGUCAGGCACUUACAAACAUCUGGAGGUUAAGUCCAAUUCUUAAACCUGAGCCAAGUGUGGAAGCCAGAGUUCAAUCUUUAGUUCACAACAUUCAGAACCUAAACUUAGUCAUGUACAUCUUCCCUAAGAUAAUGUAGUGAAAUGCAACUGUUCCAAGACAUGCAACAGUUUAGUUGGAAAUUUAAAACUCUUAUCAGACUGCUAUAGUUCAGCAAUAAUAUUGAAAGGAUGUUAAUACUUUUUAAAUCACGCUAAAAAAUGUUCAUAGCUGACAACUGUCAUUGUAUUUAAAAUAAAAUGGACUUCAUUACCUGCAAGCCUCCAAUAAAGAUUACUUUCAGA
Molecule: messenger RNA, 4724 nt
Organism: Lepisosteus oculatus (spotted gar)
Lineage: Eukaryota; Metazoa; Chordata; Actinopteri; Semionotiformes; Lepisosteidae
Gene: ulk4
Product: unc-51 like kinase 4
Biological process (GO): protein phosphorylation
Molecular function (GO): ATP binding; protein kinase activity
Source: RefSeq, a predicted model, not a curated record